Molecule: messenger RNA, 938 nt
Organism: Heterobasidion irregulare TC 32-1
Lineage: Eukaryota; Fungi; Basidiomycota; Agaricomycetes; Russulales; Bondarzewiaceae
Exons: 3
Coding region: 12-932 (306 amino acids)
Source: RefSeq, a predicted model, not a curated record
CGAUACUCGCCAUGCAGUUCCGCACCUUUGUAAUUCUCUCUGCCUUCGUGUUGGGGGCACAUUCCCGAGCUGUCGCUCGUGGAUAUGAGGAUGCAAGCGUGGCGUAUCUCGACAAGCGCGUUCCCCACUCGUACGGGAUCGACGCAGAUGAGACCCUCGACAAACGCGUUCCCCACUCGUACGGAAUCGACGCAGAUGAGACCCUCGACAAACGCGUUCCCCACUCGUAUGGCAUCGAUGCCGAUGAGACCCUUGACAAGCGCGUUCCCCACUCGUAUGGCAUCGACGCAGAUGAGACCCUCGACAAACGCGUUCCCCACUCGUACGGAAUCGACGCAGAUGAGACCCUCGACAAACGCGUUCCUCACUCGUACGGAAUCGACGCAGAUGAGACCCUUGACAAGCGCGUUCCCCACUCGUAUGGUAUCGAUGCGGAUGAGACCCUCGAUAAACGCGUUCCCCACUCGUAUGGUAUCGAUGCGGAUGAGACCCUCGACAAGCGCGUUCCUCACUCGUACGGUAUCGACGCCGACGAGACCCUCGACAAACGCGUUCCUCACUCGUACGGAAUCGACGCGGAUGAGACCCUUGACAAGCGCGUUCCCCACUCGUAUGGCAUCGAUGCGGAUGAGACCCUCGACAAGCGCGUUCCUCACUCGUACGGCAUCGAUGCGGAUGAGACCCUCGAUAAACGCGUUCCCCACUCGUAUGGUAUCGAUGCGGAUGAGACCCUCGACAAGCGCGUUCCUCACUCGUACGGUAUCGACGCCGACGAGACCAUCGACAAACGCGUUCCUCACUCGUACGGAAUCGACGCGGAUGAGACCCUUGACAAGCGCGUUCCCCACUCGUAUGGCAUCGAUGCGGAUGAGGCCCUUGACAAGCGCGUUCCUCACUCGUACGGAAUCGACGCAGAUGAGGAACUCAACUGAGCGUCU